AUGGGGACUGCAAAGAUACUCGUGGUUGGAAGUAUUCAGGGCAACUUCAAGAAGGCAUUCGACAAGAUUUCAAAGCUCCAAGCAAAACAAAAAUUCGAUUUAGCUAUCAUUGUCGGUGAUGUCUUUGCUCCGACUUCUGAUGACAGCACAACAGAAAACCUACAGGCGCUGCUCACUGGUCAAAUUCAAAUCCCACUUCCGACGUACUUCACAACAGGGGAUGUAGCUUUGCCAGACGUGGUGAAAGCCAAACUCGAACAUGAUGAAGACGUCUGCCCGAAUCUACUCUAUCUAGGACGCAAAGGGACUACGAAAACGACCGAAGAUGUGAAAAUUGUGGCACUCGGAGGCCGUCAAGUCCAGAACGAAGCUUCAGUCACCGAGAAGUUAGGAUCAUGCGACUCGCAAUUUCUCAAUAAUGAUGCACGUGGUCUUCAUGGUGCCCAUGAUGCUCACAUUCUCAUCACUAACCAGUGGCCGGCGAAUAUCACGAACGGAUCGAAAAUUGACGUGCCUUCGGCAUUGGCCGAGAUCGUCGGUGCACAGUCAAUCUCCAAUCUCUGUGAAGCUUUGAAGCCCUGGUAUCAUUUCUCAAGUAGCCCUGAGGCGGUGUGGGAAAGGGAACCAUUCAAACAUGUCGUUGAGUACGACUCCCUUCAGCAAGGGACAGUGACCAGGUUCAAAAGCCUCCCAAGUGUCACCGCGCCUACUAAAGAGUGGAUGACAGCUUUCUCCUUGGAUACUUCAAAGCCCCCGACAACCGUUGCACCCCCAACUAUAUCGCCAUUCAGUCGUGCAUCGCCUCCACGUAAACGACCAGCAGAGGACGGACAAGCAUAUGAAAGAUACUCUGGUGGCGGGCGUCGGCAAAAGCGAGCUCGCAACGAGCGCUUUGAUCCCAAUGACUGCUUCAUGUGUCUCAACAAACCCGAGUUCAAGACUCACCUUGUCAUCUCGAUUGGCGAGGAGAGUAUAGUCACAGCUUCACGUGGUCCGCUAAGCACAAUGGCUACGUUUCCCCAACUUUCAUCCUCUGGUCAUGUCAUGAUAAUCCCACAUUAUCAUGCUGCAGAUGAGGCCGCACAAGGUAAACGAACGGUUGAAGAAGUUGCUGCCGAGUUCAUGGAGAUGAGCAAAUUCCGAGUCGCGCUCAACAAGAUGGUGGGAAGUAAGAGUUCAGGACAGCUGGGCACGGUUUGCUGGGAGGUCAACCGAACGGGGAUCCGCCAUCAUCACUGGUCUUUGAUACCCUGUCAAGCCGAGCAAAUCAAAAAAGGACUGGUCGAAGCCGCGUUCAAGGUAUCAAGAGAACAACAAAAGUAUCCCGCUUUUGAACCUUGCGACCCAGAGUCUCAGCUUCCCAUCAAAUCAGACUACUUCCGAUUGUGGACAUGGGCUUCUGAUCCUGUCGAGAUGGCAGAUCAAACAAACGGCAACGGCAAUGGGGAUGUUGCGUUGGGAAAAGCGCACUCAAUGUAUUUCCCAUUGCCCGAGGACACAAGAUUCAAUAUCUGGUUUGGCAGAGAGGUGAUGGCGGGAUUGCUCCAGCUUGAAAAUCGACUCAACUGGCGAGACGCACUACUCAGAAAGGAUGGAAGUGAACAAGCGGCUGAAGAAGAAGAUGCACAAGGUUUGCGGGAUGAUUUCGAAGAAUUUGAUUUCGCCAUGAAUUGA
Messenger RNA from Exophiala bonariae, 1674 nucleotides. RefSeq lists its product as uncharacterized. The transcript is spliced from 2 exons. Gene Ontology annotation, cellular component: post-mRNA release spliceosomal complex. Gene Ontology annotation, molecular function: RNA lariat debranching enzyme activator activity. The record is from RefSeq and is a predicted model, not a curated record. Bases 1 to 1674 code for a protein of 557 amino acids. Gene Ontology annotation, biological process: mRNA splicing, via spliceosome. NCBI's taxonomy places the organism in Eukaryota, Fungi, Ascomycota, Eurotiomycetes, Chaetothyriales, Herpotrichiellaceae.